This is a messenger RNA of Rhododendron vialii, 1659 nucleotides long. RefSeq lists its product as uncharacterized. Bases 602 to 997 code for a protein of 131 amino acids. The transcript is spliced from 7 exons. The record is from RefSeq and is a predicted model, not a curated record. Lineage: Eukaryota; Viridiplantae; Streptophyta; Magnoliopsida; Ericales; Ericaceae.
UACUCUGCAAGUUUCGUCUUUGAGUUCUCCAUGACUAAAUACAUGUUGCAUGACUAUGGAUGUUGGUAACAUUGUUGAUCAUUUCGAUCUUCUUUGUUAGAGGUGUUGGUCGCUCCAUAUUAUAAUUCAAGCUGUCCAAAUUAUGAAUAGAACAUGAUUUGACUGUAUCUGAUUAGCCAUGAGUUGAAUUUUGUACUCGUCUAGUUAAAAUCUGUCUUCUUAUGAAUCAAAUAAGUUGGGAUACUUUCUAAAUGCUUUUAAAUAUGGCAGAAUUUUAUUUUGCUGCCGUUUUUUCAUUCUUGAAUGACCCUUUCUAAUCUCAUGUCUCAAGUUAUCUAAUGGUUUGAUACUCAUGGUGAAAAUUCUGAAGGCUUCAGAUUGUCUGUACCUUUGGUUUCUUUACUGAUGCUCUGUUGGAGGAGUAAUAGUAUAGUGUUCCAGGAACAUCUCACACUUUUUGUAGAAAUUCUUCUAGAACAAAUCAAUUAUUUCUUUCUUACUUGGAUUAUCUCCUAAAAUACCAUGCCAUGGCCGGCAACAUAUCCAUGCCUGUUUCUUGACCUCUUAAUAAGGUAGUCGGUCGGGGAAGAAAUUCCCCUGCAUGGUGGUAGCCAUUUCCAUGUUUAGGAAAACUUUCCAACUUUAUGGGAAACUGUGGGUGCUUCACUGCUUUAUAUCAGUGGUAUCACUCAACACAUAUUUAUCUACAACCUUUCGGAAGCUUCCUCUUCGGAUCACGUGCACUGCUUUUCUGGGUAUGGUCGCUUGGGGCGGUUUUCUACAAUCUAGUACUUGGCAAUAUGUGGAAGGUACUAGAAGCAGUUGUUCUUUCUUGGUUGACAAGGUUGGGCAUAGCGAUGUCCGGGCCAUUAAGGUAAAUGAAGUAGAGGUUUGGUCCACUACUAGUCUGACAGGCCGUAAGAGUUGGGUUCAGGGUCAACUUGAUGUCCUUUUGGCAUUGAAUGAGCAGAUGAGCAGUAUCCACAGAAAGGAGUAAUGGCUGAAUAAGAGGACUAGAGAGUUGGAUCCCAUGCCCUUAGAUUGCUCUAAUCAUCUUCCCUUUGAAAUUUUAUUGGAGUUGUAUUUUGAACUUAAGUAUUUUCAGUUGGGCUUGUAAUUGUACUAUGAUUUGUUAUAUGGAUUGUCAUAUUUAAAAUAAUGAAUUCGUGUUAAGUAACUUAAUCAUUUUUAAAAAUUGUCUAUUUAAUGCCACCGAAAAUCAGGGCGUUACACAAAACUAAUGGACAAGUAGCUUUUGAAACUUGAUUUAAAAACUCAUCAAAUUUUGAAAGUGUGCCAAAUGCAUGUUAGGUGAUGUCAUGAUAUUGGAAUGGUGAACCCAAAUUUCUAUUCUAACAUGUUGAUGAAAGGCGUUAAUUGAAAAAUAUCUCUUGAAUGUUUGUAAGGUUCAUUACUUUUUUCCUUGUGAAGGUGAUAAGCAAAACAUUCAUGCUAAAUGAACACAUGAUAGCAUGGUAUAAAGGGCGUUAGAGCAAUGAUCUCCAACAACAAAAUGGAUCUACUAAUUUAUUAUAUAUCUCUUUGACUUUAAGCAAAAUUUCAAUUUAGUUCUUCACGUUUCAAUUUGGACAAACAUGUACUUCUAUUUUUGAAUUGGUUUCAAUGUCAACCAUUGGUUGGAUGGUGUUAGGUUUUUCG